CCACCACCUGACCUCCUUUCACCUAUUGCCGGCCCAGUGGUUGUCUGAUGUGAUAGACAGCAUAAAGUCUGAUGACCCAGAUUCAAAACUGUGCUCAACACGAAGAAGUGCAGGUGUUCCAUUUUUUGUACAGGCAGUGACUUCCACAGAGCCUGCCACGGGCGGCAGAAAGUGCUUUCACAGUGUCAUGAAGGAGCUGCUGAUCCUAGCCUUGUCACAUGUGAGAGAGGACAGACUUCAGUCCAGUCAGGCACAGGUUCAUGCACUGAACAUCCUGAGAGCUUUGUAUAGAGAUGCUCGUCUUGGCGAAGAGGUAGUGCCAUAUGUUGCAGACGGUUUGAAAGCUUCAAUCCUUGGGUUCAAAUCUGAGCAGUGGGCAGUACAGAACUCGGCCACGUUGUUGCUCAGUGCUCUCAUGACCAGGAUGUUCGGAGUCAAGCGCAGCAAGGAUGAAACCAACAUGUCCAAGAAGAACUGCCAGACUGGGCGAGCUUUCUUCCACCACUAUCCGAGCUUGUAUCCGUUCCUACUUUCAGA
Messenger RNA from Candidula unifasciata, 537 nucleotides. Lineage: Eukaryota; Metazoa; Mollusca; Gastropoda; Stylommatophora; Geomitridae. The record is from the annotation of a GenBank genome assembly.